Epithele typhae is the source of this 1050-nucleotide messenger RNA. RefSeq lists its product as uncharacterized. Lineage: Eukaryota; Fungi; Basidiomycota; Agaricomycetes; Polyporales; Epitheliaceae. The coding region runs from base 1 to 1050 and encodes 349 amino acids. The transcript is spliced from 4 exons. The record is from RefSeq and is a predicted model, not a curated record.
AUGCACAUUAUAUACACUGCCAUCUCAGCGUGGAUGCAGCUCUUCGAGCGCAGGAGCACGCACAAGGAACACACCGGUGAUACUCACUGCGCCCGCCGCAGCGCCGUCCGGAUCGGGGAGCCGCGGCCGACACCGGGGAGGACGAAGCGGGGCGUGGGCGGCGGCGGCGGCGAGGGAGAGUGGGCCGGCCAGACCGAAGGCGAGGUUGCGGAGGUCGAGGAACAAGAGGGUGCGGAGAACGGUGCGGAGGGCGUGCAGGGUGUCGCCACAGUCGCGGAGGGCUGGGUCUGGCAGCCGGCGUAUGGCGACGUGGUAGACGACAGGGCUGGGGUGGGGGCGAGCAAGAAUGGUCACGGCCGUCCUAUGUGGGACGGGGAACGCCCGGUCAACUUUCGUACAAUCGCCACAGACGUGAAGGGUGAAAACAGGGUGGAGGGAAGGCGUGGAUGCGCAGUCAGGAGAUACGCACUGGUUCUGGACGUCAACAAGUCGCUUCGCGUGGACUUCUGCCAAGUGGACGACGGGUCUUCAGCAGAGACCGUGUCUGCUCGUGGUCAAUUUGCAUCCUAUCCCUUUCCGUCCGAUUCCCAUUCAAACGGGGGUCAUAUCAUUAUGCAAGACAAGGAAGGUCAGCACACUUCAUGGAACAGAAACGUGUACGCUGUUUGCGCCCUCACGGGCGGACUCCAGAAGAGCGUGGAGCGGAGCCACACCCAGCACGAUGUGACCCACACGGGCACGGGCAGCGGCGAGGUCUCCGUGAGGGUGUCCGAAAGGCGCGAGAACAUGGUCGCGUUGUUCGCGUACGCGUCCUCUUCCCAGCGCACCCCGUUCGUCACAGCUGCGGCGCACUCGCACGCGGUUGGGGAGAUGAUUGAGGGUGCAAGGGCGUGGAGUGCGGUGGAGUUCCCAAUCUCGAGCAAGCGACCUAUAGGUCUCGGCAGGUAUAAAUCGGGCGGUAGGUUCAAAGAAGAGCUACUCGGAGACCGUCUUACGGGUAACAACGAGCGGCGGGUCCGCGAGGGGGAUGGCAUGUGCAGACGGGAAUGA